AUGAAUAGAAAUGAAGGUAUUGUCAUCGUUGGAGCGGGCAUUAUCGGCCUCAAUGUUGCUCUUGUCCUCUCCGAGCGCGGCUACGGGCGUUCCAUCACCAUAUUGGCCGAGCACCUGCCCGGUGAUACUUCCAUAGCUUACACGUCGCCUUGGGCGGGGUGCAACUUCUCGGCCAUUUCUGGCAGUAGCCCGAACGAGCUGAAGUGGGAUCGGCUUGGAUAUGCACAUCUGACCAAGCUCGCGUCCGAGAAGCCAGACGAAUCAUUCGUCAAGCGGACGCCGUCAACUGAGCUCUGGGAUGAGGAGAUACCGUAUGACAAAAUCGAGGCCAUGGGAGAAUAUCUUGAGGACUUCCGUAUUCUUCCAGACUCAGAAUUACCAGAGGGCGUCAAAUAUGCCGUGUCUUUUACCACCGUUACAAUCAACGCUCCAAAGCAUGUGGAGUACUUAUAUCAUCGCCUGAAAGACCAGUACGGCGUACGUGAUGGUGCGACAUACUCUUAUGAGACCGAAUCCAUCUUAGACCGGACAACAAGACUCAGUUCAGAGCUCCGAAAAGAUAAACCUGAGAUUCUGGCUGUCUUCGCUGGGCUCAGGCCUUCUCGGGAAGGUGGUGCACGAGUCGAGAGAGAUCAGGUAUCGGUGGCCGGAAAGAAGCGCACCGUCGUCCACAAUUACGGUGCUGGCGGUACCGGGUUUCAGGCUGGCUAUGGUAUGGCAUGGGAAGCUGUGAGAACCGUCGAGGAUAUCCUACGGGAACUUAGGGGCCAAAAUCCUCAGCCGCACUUGUAG
This is a messenger RNA of Phaeoacremonium minimum UCRPA7, 792 nucleotides long. RefSeq names its product putative d-amino acid protein. The coding region runs from base 1 to 792 and encodes 263 amino acids. The transcript is spliced from 4 exons. The record is from RefSeq and is a predicted model, not a curated record. Gene Ontology annotation, molecular function: D-amino-acid oxidase activity; FAD binding. NCBI's taxonomy places the organism in Eukaryota, Fungi, Ascomycota, Sordariomycetes, Togniniales, Togniniaceae.